AUUUUUGAAAACAUUAAUUCAGUAAAUUACUGUUAAGUAAACAUAAAGGCUAAGAACAAAGAUGCUCCACGAGUAUAGAUAGAUAGACACCUAUCAAUAUUCAAUCUAUCUAAACGCUCUUUCUUCCGAAGGCAAACACAGAUCUAUAUGAAAGAGAAAAACCAGUGCACUUUCUAUUUUUUCUUUCACUAAAUUGGAUUCUGAGAAUCUCAGUGGAGCCUAUUAAGGCUCUGCGAUAUGCACCAUACGUUAUUCGGUGUUGUGCUUUUCGGCGGCGAGAUUGGGUGGGAGAAAGAGAUAAUUCUUCUUCACUCAAAUUUAAAUAUCAUCAUUGCAAUUUAUUGAUUUCGAUUCUGCUCCCCCAUUUAAUUGCAUUGCUUAAUAUACAGCAACACGGGUGAUGGCAGCGACGACGGCGAUGGAGGCGGAGGCGGUGUGGUCCGUGAAGUGCUACUGCUGCGGGUUAACGGAGGAGUGCACGCCGCGUUACAUUGACGGCGUUAGAGAGAGAUAUCAGGGUCGUUGGAUUUGUGGUUUGUGUGCAGAGGCAGUGAAGGAAGAGGGUUUGAAAUUGAAGGAUGAUGUUGAUGUUGAUGUUGAUGUUAGCACCGAUGAAGCGCUGAAGCGCCACAUGAAGUUCAGAUCUUCCACUUCUAGCCCUCCCAACAAACCCACCCUUGACUUGAUUCUCGCAAUGAAGCACCUUCUUUUCCGUUCUUUGGAUUCUCCGAGGAAGGAGCCUUUGACUUUUUCGCCACUUGCAACAUCACGCACGUGCUUUUCACCUGGAUCCUCAAAGGGGGAGCCACAAGAGGCUAGAGAGGUUGUGGUAGCAUUUCCAGAGAUGAGAGAGCAUGUGUCUUAAGUUGCUUAGCAUUGAAUUUGAGAACUCAAAACUCUUUGUUUGCAGAGCUGAUGGGUGUCAUAAUAGCUAUUAAGUUGGCUAGCUGCUAAGAAGAAUUGGAGCAAGCGUUGACUGGAGUGUGAUUCUGAGUUGGAGGUCAAAGUCUUUAGAAACCCCACUCUCGUCACAUGAAAGUUGGCAAAUCAUUGGACUGACUACAUUCAUAUUAAUAAGAAUAUGCACUUUCAAGCAAGUCACAUUUAUAGAGAAGAUAUGUCCCUAAUGUAACUACAAUUACUUCUUUCUGCUGGUGGAAUUAUAUUUCCCUUUUGUGGCAGCAGAAUACAACAAAAUAAGAUAAUAUAGAUAAAUUGAAUUUUCAUGA
Molecule: messenger RNA, 1229 nt
Organism: Glycine soja
Lineage: Eukaryota; Viridiplantae; Streptophyta; Magnoliopsida; Fabales; Fabaceae
Exons: 3
Coding region: 401-865 (154 amino acids)
Source: RefSeq, a predicted model, not a curated record